AUGAUCCAAAUGUCUCAUCAAAAUCAAAAUCUCCAUCCGUAUUAUACUCAGGCGCAUUCAAAAAUAUUAAAUAACAACAGCAAUAACAAAAACAAUAGCAAUAACAAUAAUAAUACUGCUAGCACUACUAUUACUACUACUACUACUACUAUUACCACUAUUAAUAACAGCACUAGUGAGAUAAUAAUGAACAGUAAAAUCCCUAAAAUUCUAGACUCAAAUGGUUCAGUUGAACCGAUUACUAAUAGCAACCUAAAUAAUAAUUCAAAAAAUCCAUUUAAUAAUACUCAAAAUAUUAAUCCUAAUAUAUUACCGAAUAAUAACAAUUUUAAUGAUCGAAAAGGACAAUAUUCUAUUCCAAAUCAAAUAAAUCCGACAAAUCCAAAUUCUUAUCCAGUUUAUUCAACACAUCAAAGAUUGCAACCAAAUAUUCAAAAUUAUUCAAAUUAUCCUAAUAAUAUGGUUGGUAAUAAAAAUAAUAAUGUUCAUUCAAUGAACCAUUUUCCUAAUACAAAUAAUCAAUCUAAUAAUACUCUUGAAUUCAAUUUGAAAAGUAAUCCCAAGAAAAAUGCAAAAAACUCUUUGAAUAGAAUUGUUCCAAAUGGUGAUCGAAUUAUACCGAAUGCUCAUGUUCAUCACCCACAUCCAAAUAUUCCUCGAUCGAAUAAUAUAAAUUAUUAUAAUACUAUCCAUAAUAAUAACAUGAAUAACAAUAAUAAUAUUCCUCAUGGACAAGUAAAUCAUAAUCAAACUUCAAAUAAUUAUAAAUUAAAUACAACAACUAAUUCGAAUAAAACGCAUCAUAAUAAUAUUCAUAAUAGGCUGCCUUUGAAUAAUUCAAAAACAUUUUUAAAUAAUAAUAAUACUAGUAACACUAACAUUAACAUUGGUAACAAUAAUAAGUCAACUAAAUAUACAAAUAACACUUCCUUCCAUACGGUUCCUUCAAUAAAAUUAUCUGAAAACAAUCUACCAAUACAGCAGAAACCUCAUAUUAAAAACCAAAAAAACAAUGUGCAUGUUAAACCUCUAUUAAAUACUCCAAAAAAGAUUAAUAGUCCAACUAUAACAAUAACUGAUGAAUCAAAAAUAUCACAUAUGAGCAGAUCACCUAAAUUCAAUACAAAUCAAGAAAAGGAUAAAGAUAUAUCCAAAAGUAAUACCGAUGAUAAUACCCCGAAAAUUAACAGUAAUGAAUUGGUUUCAAAAUCACAAAUGAAAGUAUGUGCAAAAUGUAAUCUACCAAUUGAUUCUAAAAAUAAAGAUAAAUCAAGAGGAAGCGUGUUAAAAGCUUUAGGCAAUUAUUAUCAUGAACAUUGUUUUUCAUGUCAUGAUUGUUCAACCUGGCUAAAGAAAAAAUAUUUCCCCUACAAAGAUCCAAUGACAGAUAAAACAAUUUUGCUUUGCCAAUAUCAUUAUUUUUAUCGUCAUAACUUAUUAUGUUAUGUUUGUGAUAAACCAUUACGUGGGUUGUAUUACACGGCCUUCGAUAGAAGAUAUGAUGAAGAGCAUUUUUCAUGUACGAUCUGUAAGAAGCCUUGUGGUAUAAAAAAAUGUUUUAUUUACGAUGAUAAAUUAUAUUGUAAAUAUCAUUUCUUAAAAUAUUUCUCUAAGCGUUGUAAAGGUUGUGAUUUCCCAAUAUCUGAUCAAUAUAUUGAAUUUCCAAAGGGUAAAGAUAUUCAUUGUUGGCAUCCAGAAUGUUAUGGGAUACAAAAAUACUGGCAUGUUACCUUAUCUGCUGAAAAUUUGUCUAUUCCAGCAUUUAAAUAUGGUAAAUUUGAUUCUAAAACGUUGGAGCACUCUAAUACAGCUUUGUCAGAUGAAGAAAAUACUGAUUUGGAUGCAAAUACUACUUUUGAUCCGAGAAAAAUGAAGUCCACACAACAACAAGUCGUUAAGAGAUCAGCUUCUCAAACAGCAGCUCAAUUGGAACAAAGCCGUGAUGAAAUGCAGAAAAAUAUAAAAUUGUUUACUUCAAUAUUAAGUAAGACUUGGUCUGUAAUGUAUCGCUUCGAAGAAGAAACCGCGUCCACAAUUACAGAUAUGUUUCAAUACUUGACUAUUAUCGAUCAAAUAAAAGGUAUCGAAGCCACAGCUUUAUUUGUUUUAAAAAUAGAAUGCUUAUUUAAGGCACUUGAACCAUUUGAUGCAUUUAAUGGGACUCUGAAGAAAAUUAAAACAAAUGAAGAAUUGAAAUUAGAGGAAUCUAAUAAUUAUUCAAGUGUGGAUAAUGUUCAUUAUAGAUGUAGUAAAUUACCAAAAAAAAUAUCAACUAAAAUAAUGGUUUAUUUACAAUUGUUAAGAAAAUUAAAUAUUGAUUUCGAUAAAAAUAAAAUGGAAUUGACUGGGUUUAUGUCUGUGAUUACUAGUGUCGCUCAUUUCCUAAAAUUAUUAACGAGGUAUGGUAUAUUUGGUGCACUUCUGAAGAAUAAAAGUAUUGGUUCAAAUACUCCAUUAUUAUUAUUCCUUCGAGAAGUAGAAAAAAAUGAAAUAUACAAAUCGAAUCCAUUUAAUUACAUUAAAGUUUCCAUUAAAUCAACAGAUGGAUGUUCUAAAUGUACAGAGUAUAUCCAAGAAGAAUGUAUUCAGUAUGGAGAAAAUAGAUGGCAUCUACAUUGCUUUCAAUGCCACUCUUGUGGAAGUGUUAUUGAUAAAAGUGAUUUAGGAGAAGCAACUUUCAACAAUAAAUUAAAAAAAGUCUUAUGCUCUAAAUGUUCUAUUAAUGACCCUGAAUCUUUACCUGGGUUUAAGUACGUCUCCAACUUAGGUCAAUUAGUUUACUUACUAAAGAUUGCCUUAGUGAAGUCUAAAACUGUCAUGGAAUUACAAAUGAAGAAUAGAGUGAACUCUACAUAUCCAAACCAAAUGCGUGAGGCGAUCUCUAUGCAUCAAACAUAUAUUAGAACAUUAAAUGAUAUCAAGAGAUUAAAAUCCCAAAGAGAAAGUAUCCCAAUGGCUCACGAUAAACAACAAGCAAGAAAAUCGGUGGUACUUGAAACGACAGAAACUAAUAUUGUUCAAGAAGAUUCUAAUUUAACAGAACAGAAAUUAAUUAUUGAAACUGAUGCUAUGCUUCAGCCACCUUCUGCAAAUGAAAAUGUUUUUGGGAACUCUAAGUCAUUAACCUUGGAUGAUAUCUCAAGAAUUGUUGCAGCAGAGCAAGCCCGGGAAUUAAGGCCUAAUGCUUUUGCUCACUUUAAGAAAUUAAAAGACGAUAAUGAUGAUGAUGGUGAGCCAGCACAGAGAAGAAGUGGUAUUUACUAUGCAGAAAAGAAUGAAGCAGAUAUGAAUCUAUUAAGAUUAAUCAGUAUUGCUUUAUUAAAGCAAGAUUUAAAAUCAUCAUUUAACGAAGUUGAUAUUAAUGAAUAUAUUGGCACAUGUUCAAAUCAUAAUGAAAAGCCUGCCCAUUCUGGAAAUUUCUGGUCCAAAAUGAGAGUCGCAAUGAACAUUGAAUCGAAAAAACCUGAGCCUAAAAAAAUGUUUGGUUCUCCUUUAAAUGUAGUAUGUUCAAAAUGGGGUAUUGAUUCUGAUUUAGGUAUAGGCCCUUCUAAAAUUAGAAUUCCUGUUAUUAUCCAUGAAUUGAUAUCUUGCAUGAGACAAAAGGAUAUGUCGGUUGAAGGUGUGUUUAGAAAGAAUGGUAAUAUUCGUAAAUUAAGGGAAAUCACAGAAUUAAUUGAUAGUUAUCCAGAUGAUAUUCCUGAUCUCUCGACUAGUAACGCUAUCCAACUUUCAGCUUUAUUAAAGAAAUUUUUGAGGGAUUUACCAGAUCCAAUUAUGACUAAAAUUCUAUAUAACAUUUGGAUUAGUAUUGCAAAGUUAGAAGAUUCGGCAGAAAAACAAAGAUUGUUAGCAUUAGCAUAUACGAUUUUACCAACAUAUAAUAGAAAUGUUCUCGAAGUAAUUUUUUCUUUUCUUUUUUGGACUGCUUCAUUUUCGCAUUUUGAAAAUAAAAUGGGUUCUAAGAUGGAUAUACAUAACCUUUCUACUGUAAUGGCACCUAAUAUUCUUUAUUUCUCUAAUGAACGAAAUAUUUCUGGUACUACGCUAACAAAUGAAAGUAGCCAUCCAUCUAGUACUAAUACUUCCUCAAAUUUAACUAAUGGCAAAAUAAGAGAGCCAGAUCAGCGAUUUGCAGAAGCUGGGGGUGAAAAUUAUUUCUUAGGGAUUGAGAUUAUCGAUUCACUAAUUACACACCAUGAAGAUAUGUCAAUUAUUCCUAAAUUUUUAACUACAUUACUAGAAGAAGUCAAAUUGAAAAAAAUUGAAACUUUCGAAGAUAUUGAAGAAUUCAUUAAGACUAAAAUAAUGAAUACUGCAAUUAAUUAUAAUGAAUUUGAGAUUAAAAAUCAACUUAAAAUGGUUAAUUCUGGUUCAAUUGUAACACAAAAUAAAAUGGAAAAUAAUAACUAG
This is a messenger RNA of Henningerozyma blattae CBS 6284, 4410 nucleotides long. It is a transcript of the gene LRG1, whose product is annotated as GTPase-activating protein LRG1. The transcript has a single exon. Lineage: Eukaryota; Fungi; Ascomycota; Saccharomycetes; Saccharomycetales; Saccharomycetaceae. Gene Ontology annotation, biological process: signal transduction; regulation of small GTPase mediated signal transduction. The coding region runs from base 1 to 4410 and encodes 1469 amino acids. Gene Ontology annotation, cellular component: cytoplasm. Gene Ontology annotation, molecular function: GTPase activator activity. The record is from RefSeq and is a predicted model, not a curated record.